AUGAGAGCGGAGAGUGCUGAUCCCACCGAGAUCGGCAACGUCGAUUUAAUGGGUGCUCCCUCAAUUUUGACCUUGUGUGUAUCUUCAGUCUCUUAUGGAGCCAAAUGGAGCUUAAAAAUUGUCAAAACCGCUUCUGAGGCGAAGAUAGUCGUUUGUUUCACCGUGACGAUGGCAAACGUUAUGAGGACCGAGAGGGGAUGUGAAGGAAGAGAAAGGAGAGACAGAAGUCGAACUGAGCUCCCAACAUCAAAGGAGGAGGGAACGGUUUUCAAAACGCCGUGCUUCUGUAACCCAAAUCUCUGCCAGUCUGCUCCAGUUUCUUCAAGUUUCACGCUUCUCACUACUCAGGAACUUGACUUCUUUGCCAAAAUUAUACUCAUUUACGGUGAUGAUGCUGAUUCCUUGAGAGAUACUGGGAGCUUUAGCGUUCUCGAGGUGAAUGCACAGUUGCGAAGUGUCCAUCGUGCAGACUCUGCACAUGAUCAAAUCGAAGAGUCGGACCAGCUGUGUUGCUGA
Molecule: messenger RNA, 516 nt
Organism: Echinococcus granulosus
Lineage: Eukaryota; Metazoa; Platyhelminthes; Cestoda; Cyclophyllidea; Taeniidae
Exons: 4
Coding region: 1-516 (171 amino acids)
Source: RefSeq, a predicted model, not a curated record